CACGAGCAUCAAAAGAAUUUGCCUAUUAAAAGCUCGGAAGAACUGUGGGCACUUCAUUCCCUACAAGAAGUGACUGGGUUUGUCUAUCUAGAUCUUCGCAGACAUCCAACAUCGUUGAAAAAUCUAACUUUCUUAGAAAAUCUCCGCAAGAUUGGUGGUGAACAUUUCCGCAUAAGCUUGGCAGUGCUACAUGGAGAUAUCGAAUUUGCUGGAUUGCACAAACUUCAAGAUUCGCCGCAUGGAAGCAUUUCCUUCAUUGAGUCACCUAAUUUGUGUUACGUACAGACAAUAGAUGCAAAGGGCAUUCAGGGCAGCCAUUUUGAAAUUCAGCUUCACAAUCUCUCCACUGCAGAUGAGUGCCGAGCAAAAGGUGCUUACUGUCAUCCAUCCUGUAAUCCGGCAUUUGGAUGUUGGGGCCCACGACGUGAGGAUUGUAUACGAUGUCGUAGCCAUUCUAUUAAAGACACCAUUUGUGUAAAUAGUUGUACCGAACUACCCGGAUAUUACGAAACGCCAAUAGAGGACAUCUCAGCUGAAUUAUCUAUGACCUCACCUCCUAAUCCCAUGACAAAGCGAUUGCAGUUAGCUAGACUCGCUGCUGGACAUAUUAUGGAUGAGGUUAGCCAGGGAAAAUCUAAAGAUGCUAAAGCUUCAAUCUCUUGUUUACGCUGUCAUUCAGAAUGCGCUCAAACAUGUACUGGUCCUGGGCCUGACCAAUGUGUUGGACCGUGCAAGCAUGCUAGUUUUAAAGGUGAAUGCGUAGUGGAAUGCCCCCAUAAUACCUUCCUGGACGCAAGAAAGGGAGUCUGUACUCCCUGUAAUGCUAAGUGUCAUCAACGUUCACUUAGCCGGAAGCCAGUUUGUUCGGGACCAGGAAACUACCCAGGUCCAGGAGGAUGCAAAAAAUGCGAGAUGUUCCUGGAAUUCAUCUCGUUUGACGGGAUCUUGAAAGAACAUUCAGUAAGAACUCAGCAUGGAGCUCUACUUUGCAUGCAUGGAGCAUGCCCGAUGGGUACCUUCAGGACGAUUGAAUCGGUAGAUGCUCUUUCAAGAUUCAGGCCUUUUGUGGAGGAAGGCGUCCAUGCAGUACCUGCUUGUCGCUCCUGUCACAGCCUCUGUCGCACAUGUAACGGAUACAGUGUCCUUAGGGCGACCAAUACAACCCCUGGUUGCUUAGAUUAUUUUACCUUCCAGAUUUCGCUUACUCAUCCACCUGAGGUACAUGUAGCCUAUCAUUUCCGACAAUCAUUGGAUCGAAGAGGAUUAUUUCUUACAUCAAAUCUACCCAGUCCAAUACGUGGAUCAGACAGCUUUCCAAGGCCACAACUCUGGACACGACAUAUCAAUGGGAAAUGUCUUCUUUGCCACAAGGAAUGCAGAGGUGGGUGUUGGGGACCAACGUCUGCUCAUUGUCGUCGAUGCGUUCAUUAUCGUGUUUGGCAUUCUGGAGCUCUUGAUAAAAAAAAUGAGUUGUGGCAUCUUCCCAAUGAUUCAACUGUUACAUAUAUGUUAAACAAAGAUGCAUUCAACCCUCCAGAAUAUGGCUAUUCAAAGUCGGAUAAGAGACAGAAGAACCCAGAGAGUCCCAUGCACUUUACUUGUGAAGUUGCCUGUCCUGCUGAAAUGCCAUUUACUAAAUACGAUCCACUAACUGGAGACCUUACUUGUCACACUUCCGCCAAUGUCAAUUCCGAUUCAGUUCUCAUUGAAAGACAACUCUCGGAGUCCGCAAAAGAAUCACAUAAAAUUGGAGCCGGUUUGGUUGUUCCCCUUGCAGUCGUGCUUACAAUCUCUCUUAUUUGCAUUGCUCUUGCCUGCCUAUUCAAACGUCGUCAAAGGAGACCAAAGAACUCGUUCAUAACCAAGCCCUCAACAUCUCCAUUUGUAAGAGUAUUCGAUAAGAUUUUACGUUUGCAUAGCGAGCCAAAUAACGGUCGACCUCAUCGAGUGGUUUCGUAUACUGCAGGAUCGAGAGCUGGUACUUUGGCAGCCGAAAAUGGCGGUUUUUCAGGUUUCAGUGAUGCACAAGGAGCAAGUCUAUACGCGGCCAGCAAUCGAAUAACAUGGUCAUCUUCUGAAGGAUCUGCCUGCCAAUUUUGUCAUGAUAGUAGUGCCGACGGAGUCAAAUCUCCACAACCAAUCCUGAUCUAUCGCAAUGGUCAUUCGUACAACCCCAUAUAUCGACGGUCAGUACGCCAACAACCAAACAUGGGGCGCUUGGUGAUGAUCAAUCUUGAUGAUAUUCAAUUGCCUGAAAACAAGGUCGCCUUGGGAACCGGAGCUUUUGGAGCAGUUUAUAAGGGCAUAUGGCGAAUACCGGAUGGUGUUGAAGAUGUUCAAGUGCCAACAUUUGAGGGUCCAGAUAAUCGGCGGCAUGUAAACGUCGCUGUUAAAAUUCUCAAUGAGCAAAAUGGCUCCAGUGACCUGCAGGCACUUCUUGAGGAAGCUAAGGUCAUGUGUUCCGUGCGUCACAAGAACUGCCUACAACUUCUUGGUGUUUGUCUGGCUGGUUCACAAAAAUAUCUGGUAUCAGAGUAUAUAGCGAACGGUAGCCUGGAUGGAUAUAUUCGCAGAUCAAGACACGAUCUUCCCCACCGGCUAUUGCUACUUUGGGCAGAACAAAUCGCAGAUGGUAUGGCCUAUCUUCAAUCGGCCGGUAUCAUUCACAGAGACCUGGCCACAAGAAACGUUUUAGUCAAAGAACGUGAUUGGGUUCAAAUCACUGAUUUCGGAUUGGCGAAGAUGUUAAGUGGAGAGGAAGAGGAAAGUGAGGAAGUUGUUGUUCAAUCUGGGCGAGUUCCAAUAAGGUGGCUGGCUAUUGAAACGCUGACUAGUGGAAGAUACUCAUUCAAAACGGAUAUUUGGGCAUACGGCGUAACCCUGUGGGAGAUAUUCACGUUUGGACAGAGACCGUACCCUACAAUUGAAACCAAAGAUGUUAAGCGUUAUGUCGUGACCGGUGGACGUCUGCAACAACCGGAUAUAUGCACACUGGAAACCUAUCAACGUCUUCUGCUAGCUUGCUGGCGUGAAAACCCAGAAGAACGAAUAUCAUUUGCAGACAUUCUUCAGUUACUUCGAAGCAAGGCGGACACUAUUGAAUAUUUCCUUCAUAGCAGGCCAACAAGUAGUUUGAUAAGCACAAAUACUCGGACUACACGUUUAUCCGGUGCUUAUUCAGAGUCAAGUGCAAGACGUGACAGGGAUUCAGGCUCAAGUCCACCAGGAGAAUUGACUAACACACCAACAUCUGGUUCCUCUAUUCAGUCAAACGCUGCUCGUCGGUAUAGCAGUAGCCACAGAUCCACUGAUGGACUACCACCCCGUGCACAAAUGAACCAUUCAAUAAAAGCAAAAGUUAUGAUGCCGCAGUCACAUAGACCUACCCAAUAUGACUUAGAGCUGGAGAGUCUGCCUACAACAGUGGAAUAUACUACCACUAGCAACGAUAGUGCGCCGGAAGAUUAUGCUUCCGCUAUUCGUAAUGCUGUAAGCGAUGCGGCAACAAGCGGAGAGGUUACUUUGGCUCUACCUGCUCCGAAUAACGAAAAUAUACCAACUAACUUCGGAAGUGGAGGUUAUGUUUGGCCAGUACCAAUGUCAGAUCACACUGUCGGUCAAAAUGGUGGCGGGGGUGGUGAAUAUGUUGGACCACUAUUCAGAAACUUUAAUGACAACGUCGAUGACUAA
Molecule: messenger RNA, 3690 nt
Organism: Rodentolepis nana
Lineage: Eukaryota; Metazoa; Platyhelminthes; Cestoda; Cyclophyllidea; Hymenolepididae
Source: the annotation of a GenBank genome assembly